Sorghum bicolor (sorghum) is the source of this 1575-nucleotide messenger RNA. RefSeq names its product HIPL2 protein. The transcript has 6 exons. The coding region runs from base 38 to 1408 and encodes 456 amino acids. The record is from RefSeq and is a predicted model, not a curated record. NCBI's taxonomy places the organism in Eukaryota, Viridiplantae, Streptophyta, Magnoliopsida, Poales, Poaceae.
CGCGCAGCAUAGCAGUCGUCUUGGCGUGGCUGAUUCCAUGGAGUUGCAUAUGAUCUUCCUCACCUUCUUCUUCUUCUUGGGCCUUGCGGUGGCUACCGAUCCCAACAACAACAACACCACCGUCGAGGCGGCCAUGACCACCACCACACGUCACGACCUUGCUGUCACCGGCGGCGGCGGCAGCUCGCUGUGCGUCCGCAUGGCUUCUCCGGAGGCUUAUGAUGGCGUCGUGGCGCUGAAGGAUGAGGAUGGAUCUGGCCCUCUGCUCUUUUGGAGCAGGAAAGGAAAGAUCUGGGCGCCUGAGGUGCGCGACAAGCCACUGAUUGAUCUCGGCGGCCGCCUCAGCCAGAGCCAGGACGCCGACGCGCGGGGCCUUGCUGGCGUUGCUGUGCAUCAUUCAACCGGCCGAGUUUUCCUGUCCUACUACAGCGCUAGCCCCAACGGCAGCAGCGCCGCCUCCCUCGUCGUCGAUGAGCUGUCGUCACCAUCCGGGUGGAAGAAUGAGGCUGAGGCUACGUUGACGACUCGUCGGGUGUUCUCCAUCGCGGCAGCAGAGCCCCGCUCGUCGUCAGCGUUUCCUGUCGAUUUCUACGCUGGUCAAAUCAUGAGUCGGCCCACCAGCAGCGAUCCAUUCAUCUACAUCAUCACAGGCCCAGCCCAGAGCGACGGUCAGCUACAGGCCCAAAUUGUACGUUUCAGCGUUGGAGAACAUAACGCCUCGGGCCAUGUGUAUGCAGCAGGGCUAGGGAUCCCGAGGAGAUGCGCUUUCGACACCGAGAGAAGUCAGGACCUUUACUGUGCUAUCGUCAAGGAUGACCAGGAGCUUGUGUAUCUUAUCUCGGACCCUGGUGCUCCAUCAACCUCUGCCACCCCGCCAAGCCCCACGCUCAUUGUGGCCCAACAGCGGCCCAUCCCACCAUCGAUAAUAGGUGGGCUGCUCUACCGGGGCUACGCCGACAACGCCCUCCACGGAAGCUAUAUCUACAUGGACCGCUCGAAAUUGUGGAUGACGGUGACAUCUCCUGACCGCAAUGUGAGCGUCGCUCGCGACAUCAGGGUCACAUGCUCCGCUUCCACUGCAUCUCCCUCCUGCAGCGGCGGCGAUUUUACCGGCACCGUUACCUCCUUUGGUGAAGAUGCAGACAAGAACGCGCUGCUGCUGGCAACCAACGGCGCGUAUCUGGUUGUGGAGCCCACCCUAUGUGACACGAACCCCAAGGAUCCAACAUCUAAGACGAACCUUCUCAAGUGGGUCCUUGGUGCCAUAGGGGGCCUGGCAGGGGCUCUUCUCACAGGUUACGUGGGCUACAAGAUCAUAGUCAAUUGCUGCAACAACAACGGCAACAAUCAUCAGGCCAAUGCCCAGAACGUUAUCGGUAACAACAACAACGUCAUCGUCAAAUACUAGCGCAGGAACCGUUCUGACUUUUAGAGUCGCUGGUCUUUUGUAUACUAUACCGUCUCAUUCUCUGGUUCAGAAGAAUCUUGUACCUAUAGGUUUUCAUUUUGGGUGUGCCUUUGUUUGGUUUUCUAUAUGAACUGGUCCACUUAUAUUAUCUUUUGGUUUGAGAUCCA